Messenger RNA from Mycotypha africana, 2572 nucleotides. RefSeq lists its product as uncharacterized. Gene Ontology annotation, molecular function: GTPase binding. The record is from RefSeq and is a predicted model, not a curated record. The transcript has 3 exons. The coding region runs from base 76 to 2358 and encodes 760 amino acids. Lineage: Eukaryota; Fungi; Mucoromycota; Mucoromycetes; Mucorales; Mycotyphaceae.
UUUUUCUUCUUCAACUAAAUAAAUAACAUUUCCGUUUUAUUUAUUUACUUAGUUCUAUCUAUAAACCAAUCAAUAAUGGAUAAUAACAUGGACGCUGAGGAGUUGAGAAAAAAGUACGAAAGCAUGUCUUUAGAUGAAAUGCUGGUUGAGAGCAAUAGACAGAUAGAGGAGGUCUGUAAAGAGACGCCUUCCAUCGUUCACCACCGCCGCGCUAUCAUAAAGCAGCAACAGCAACUACAGCAGCAAGAGACACAGAUAAAACCACAGGAAGAACAAGAAGAAGACCGUCUAUUGCAACUCUUAAACACUGCAGUAUCGAAUAACGACAUUCACAAGCUCGAGGAAAUCGUGCCGACAAUCAGCUCCAAAGAUAAGGAGUUACUCAAUGUCAAGGAUAAAGACGGUACUUCUCCUCUAAUUUAUGCCGCUUGCUUUGGAAAAUGUAAAAUUGUCAAAUUAUUAAUUGAAGCCGGCGCAGAUAUCAAUAUUCAAGACAAGUUGGGAUGGACGGCCUUAAUGUGGGCUAUCAAUAACCAUCAUGAAGAUAUUGCUAAAUUGCUAUUGGAUCAUGGUGCUUCCUCAGAAACCAAAUCCGCAAAUGGUCGCACUGUAAUUGAUUUUGUAAACCAUUCAUCCAAUCGUGAAGACUUCAUAGAUUUGAUAAUAACACGUGACGUUUGGGAUGAUGACUUUAAGAUAAGUAGAAGUAUAAGCACAACAAGUCAGUCUAGUAAUAUUAGCAGUAGUAGCAGCAAUAGCAGCAAUAGCAGCAGCAGUAUAUCCACUUCGGCCACUACUAUAACGACAAAAGCCAACAUACAUAUUGCAGCAGUGGAAGAUGAUGUUUCUUUUCAUACCAGUCAAUAUGAUAACGAUGUAAUAUCCGGCUAUCAUCACAACAAACAUGCAUAUUCCUUACAACAACACGACGACAUCAACUGUAUUAAUGACGAUGAUAUGAAUGUAUUUACAUUUCAGUGGGAUAAAUGCUUACCAGAUCAAAUGUUUGUCUUCAAUUCAGAUGACCUAGACUUCAUUUUAGAUACCAUUACUUCCCAUCGCAUCUGCAGUAGUAGUAAUAUUAAUAGUAAAGACAUCACUAUACCUGCUAAUAUUGUAUUCUUGGCCUCAAGGUUCGCUCAUUAUUUCUCAACAAAUGAAUUGUUGGACAAAAUAUUCGAUGGUUUUAUUGAUAGAAUAGGUACCAUUAUAAAGGCGACCCAUAGGAAUGUUCAUACAUUAGCUUACUGGCUGACUAAUUCAACACGACUUUUGUUUUAUCUCAAAAAAGACAUCGGCCUCGUAGUUGCUACCGCCAGUCAACAGCUGAAUCUAUCAGAACUCAUUCAUGAAAUCUAUACUAUUAUCAUAUACGAUAUGACAGAAAAUAGUCUGUCGAGGUUAAUAGUACCAGCACUACUGGAGUGCGAGCAGAUUACGGGAAUGGACCAUGUCGAAUUCACUGAUAGCCGGUAUCGAUUCUUCCGUAAGUCCACUAGUAGUAUCAGCAACAAUGAAAACAGCCGUAAUAAUAGCAGCAGCAAUAAUCCACAAAUGAUCACUCAAUUGCUAUCUUCACUGCUAUCUAUAUUACAAUCGUUUGAUGUACAUCAGCAGAUUGUUAAUCAGAUUAUUACGCAAUGCUUUUAUUACAUUUCUUGUACAUUAUUUAACCAGGUUCUAAACAAUAAGAAGUUACUUUGCCGGUCUAGAGCCAUUCAGAUCAGAUUGAAUCUGUCACAUAUAGAAGAAUGGAUCUCCAAUCACCAUUAUCAGCACCUUUUAAAUCACCUUCUGAGUCCAACUAUUCACUUACUGCAAUUAUUACAAUGCUUAACCCAACUGAGAGACCUUGCUGAAUUUAUUAAAGCUACAAAAGACAUGGACACCCUUAAUCUCUCUCAAAUCAAACGUGUUGUUCUCAAUUAUCGUUAUGAAGUUAACGAACCCAAAUUACCAGAAGAAAUUGUGAAAUACACCAUACAAUGCGUUGAAGAUACUGUCAAAUUCAAGCAAAAGAAAUCGAUGGAAGCUGCUUCAAUAGCGGUAACACAGAAAAGUUUUACCAGCGUAGACAAUGUAAGCAUUGUUGCUUCCACUACUUCUACGAGAAACAGUAUGUGUACUAUUAAUGAUAUGGAAGAUGAGGAUAAUGAUGAAGAAGAUGUAAAUGAAGAAUUCAAAGAUGCUCAGUAUAUGUUACCUUUCUCCAUACCCACCUUGAAUCACCUUUAUAAUUCAGAUGAUGCAAUUGCACCGUAUAUACCACAAGCUUGGCUGGACAAACUUGAUAACAAACAAUCAGACAAUCUUGCUGCCAUUAAUACCACUACUGCUCUUGAAGUAGCAAUCCAUUAAUAAUUUUUCUCGAACCACAACUGUUUAUCAAUUUUCACAUUGCCAUCCAAAGAAUAUUACGUAUAAUAUAUCACGCAUGCGCCCAUGUCCCCUUACUUAAUUGUUUUUUUCUGUAUUAUUAAUUUCUUUUUGUACAUAAUCUAUUUACCCAUAUAGCCAAAAAUGUAAUAAAGCUAUCCAUUAUUUUGAGUUGUUACCAACUCAAGAAACGACC